This is a messenger RNA of Euleptes europaea (tarantolino), 510 nucleotides long. RefSeq names its product Fc epsilon receptor Ig (gene FCER1G). NCBI's taxonomy places the organism in Eukaryota, Metazoa, Chordata, Lepidosauria, Squamata, Sphaerodactylidae. The record is from RefSeq and is a predicted model, not a curated record. Gene Ontology annotation, cellular component: Fc-epsilon receptor I complex. Gene Ontology annotation, molecular function: IgE receptor activity. Gene Ontology annotation, biological process: cell surface receptor signaling pathway. Bases 1 to 510 code for a protein of 169 amino acids. The transcript has 5 exons.
AUGUGCUCUGUGGGUUGUGGGCUGUCCUGCCGAAUCGAGUACAGCACAGCAGAAGCUCAGCUCGGCUGCCGGACAUUUGCAAAGCCCGGCGCACGAGGAGCGCAUAGCGCUGGGGGUUGGCUUCGCGUCCGUCCGUCCCCGUCUCUUGGAGGGAGAGCCACUGCUCGGCAGAACGGCUCCACCCAAGUCUCCAGGAUGAAGCUAGGCCUCUUCACAGCCCUCCUGGUUCUCCUGACAGCGGAGGAAGCAGAGGCCCUGCGGGAACCUGAGUUAUGUUACAUCUUGGACGGGAUUCUGUUCAUCUACGGCAUCGCUCUCACCUUCCUCUACUGCCGACUGAAGAUCCUAUACCGAAAGAAAUCAAAACCAGAGCCUUCGGCAAUCUAUGAGAAAGUGGAAGGAAUCUACACGGGCCUCGACCCUGACCAAACCGACACCUACACGCCCCUCGACCUCCCCAAGCCUGAAGUGCCGUGUAAGAUCCCCGAAGAAGAGCUCAGACUGGAAUAG